AUGAGGAAGCCUGCAUGCCAACCCAUUUUAAUAGUGAUUUUAAUUGUGGGUUUUGCAUUUCAUGCAAUUGGAGUACCCAACACAAAAGUAGUGCAAACCCUGUGCAAUGGGAAUACUUACAGUCAGGAUGAUCCAUUCAAGAAGAGCGUGGAUUAUGUAGAGGAGGAUCUGGUGGAGCAGACGGCCUCUGAUUCCAACAAAUGUGAUUACCUCAACAUUUCGCCCUUCCCCAUUUCGUUUGCGUACGGCCAUGCUACAUGCAAUGCAACUCUGUCCGUACAGGACAGGGGGGAAUGUCUGAAGGCGGCGAGGCAGAGUGUGCAGAACACCUGUGGAAGUGCAGUGGGUGCUAGGGUUAGACUUGUGGACUGCUCCCUCAGAUAUGAGGCCUAUCCCUUCUCCGACUAA
Molecule: messenger RNA, 408 nt
Organism: Cryptomeria japonica (Japanese cedar)
Lineage: Eukaryota; Viridiplantae; Streptophyta; Pinopsida; Cupressales; Cupressaceae
Product: antifungal protein ginkbilobin-like protein
Exons: 1
Coding region: 1-408 (135 amino acids)
Cellular component (GO): plasmodesma
Source: RefSeq, a predicted model, not a curated record